Molecule: messenger RNA, 6267 nt
Organism: Scylla paramamosain (green mud crab)
Lineage: Eukaryota; Metazoa; Arthropoda; Malacostraca; Decapoda; Portunidae
Product: glycerophosphocholine cholinephosphodiesterase ENPP6-like
Exons: 9
Coding region: 160-1512 (450 amino acids)
Source: RefSeq, a predicted model, not a curated record
CUCGGGGAGCGCUGUACGACAAGAGCAACAGGUGCGGCGGGCUGGAUCACAAUUGAGUCAACAUUUAUCCGUGCCACAGCUACUGCUCGGUGGUGUGCACCUGUGACACACUGCCUUGCUGACGUCUGAACUGUUACAAACCUAAGCUUGAGCGUUAAGAUGGUGCGGGCGAGGGCGUGGUGGGCGGCGUGGUGGGCGGCGUCGCUCUGGGUGGCAGCUGGCAGUCCGGUUUCCAGUGGACGGGACAGACUGCUCUAUAUCAUGAUGGAUGGACUGAGGUGGGAUUACGUGGACCAGCAGGAUGCGAGCGUGUUGCCUGGAUUCAACAGGAUUCUGAGUGAAGGAGUGCGGGCCAAAUGGACCAACCCACUUUUCCCGAGCAUCUCCUACCCCACCUGGACCACCCUCUCCACGGGACUGCACGCUGAAUCUCACAACAUCGUCGGCAAUUACUUCCACGACGCUACCAAUGGGGACGACUUCUCCCUUUUCGAUGCCGAUGCUACUGGCAAGCCCAAGUGGUGGACAGCCGAGCCUAUCUGGACCACGGCAGAGAAGAGCGGCCUGCGCACGGCCCAGUACCUAUGGUCCCGCUGUGACGUCCCCAUCGACGGCAUCACCACUGAAUUUUGUGAACAUUUUGUCAAGAUCCCCGGCAAAGAAAUUUUUGAAGCCAACAUUCAGAAAGCGCUGCAGAAAUUCGACGAGGGAUUCGAUUUUGUGCAAGUGUACACGGAACACACGGACAACACGGGCCACAAGUUCGGGCCGGACUCGGAGGACCUGCGCCAGGCGAUGCGGGACUUGGAUGAUGUACUGAUGCAGCUCAUGGCCGGCCUGGAAGAGAGGGGACUGCUGAACCGUGUGAACAUCGUGAUCGUGAGCGACCACGGAAUGACCACCACGGAUCCGUCAGUCACCGAGACACAUGAAAUAGACGACUACCUGGACACUGACCUUGUAGAGAACUUGGCUGAUAGGGGCGCCUUUAUGAACAUCAAGGUGAUUGCAGGCAACGUGGAUACGGUGUUCGACCAAGUGUCACAGAUCCCCGGCGUGAUGGCAUACAAACACGCUGAUAUACCUGACCGCUACCACUUCAAAGAUAGUCCUUACAUCUACGACAUCAUCCUAGUCGCUAAGAAAGGGCACUACAUCAUGGCCUCUCGCUCCGACAAGCAGCUGCCGCGUCGCUCUGGCAGUUACGUGUCCGUCGGUGGUCACGGCUACGACCCCGAUGACAUGAACAUGAAGGGAAUCUUCUUUGCCAGAGGACCAGCGUUCGAUUGCGGAUCCGUAGUGGAGCCGAUACACGUGGUGGAUGUGUACCAAGUGCUGACUCACGUGCUGCACCUCACCCCGCUGCCCCACAACGGCACCUGGAGCCACGUGGAGCCCAUCUUCAGGACCUACGACUCUGUGUGCAGUGGCGCCGCCCGCUGCCUCAUUUCGGUCCCCUCGGCACUGCUGCUUGCACUGGCACUGGUGGCCCGCCAACUGAUGACAAAUUAAUUGACCAGCGCAUAAAAGAAAUUCCAUCCUCUCUCUCUCUCUCUCUCUCUCUCUCUCUCUCUCUCUCUCUCUCUCUCUCUCUCUCUCUCUCUCUCUCUCUCUCUCCGUUAGUAGCGUUAGUCUAGUAAAUUCUUCCCAUUCCAGUCUUUACUGUGAAAUUUCUAUGUACACGUUUCCUGCAAGGCACGUACAUGGCGAUCUCUUCUAACGGUUUCCUGUUUCGGUCGUGAUGGACGGAGAGUCUUAUUCUAUCACAGCCCUGUUCUUUCACGCGUAGUCUACUAGUGUGAGUGAAUAAGUUGACAGAUACCCUCUUUAUAAAUCAAUAUCGUAGAUCUCUCUCUCUCUCUCUCUCUCUCUCUCUCUCUCUCUCUCUCUCUCUCUCUCUCUCUCUCUCUCUCUCACACACACACACACACACACACACACAAUUCAACUGUUGCUCCUAGAAAGUAGGAUAAAUGCAAAUGCCAAUUUAGUUGUAAGGAUGUUUUGAUACUGCUCUUUUAAAAUAGUUCAAGUCGUGGGGUGAGUAAAACAGAGAGACAGAGUUCAAAAGUUCAUUAGUGAAAGGGAUGAAAGAGUGAAGACAGUGGUUGCCUCUAGUAUCAGUAAGGUAGAUGAAGCAUAAUUCAGACAGAGUAGAAUGUUUCAUGUAGAGAGGUCACGGAAGGAUGGAAGCAUGCAGUUAGCACCUUUGGAAGAGAAUUAACCACGAAAACAACGGUAUAUAAUAGGGAGAAAUGAAGCAUUGUUGUGAUUAGAGAUUCAAGACAAUUGGAAAGGGAAGUUGAUUUGACAAAAAGUUCUAGGACUCCACACUGUUUACUGAAGCUGUGUGAGUGAAACUUCCCCAAAUAUUAGAGCCGUACUCCAUACAAGGAUGGACAAAACCGCUGUGUAGAGCAAGAAACUGAGAAGAAAAUUUGAGAGAAACGACACAAAACAGCUACGUUCAUGCAAACUGCUUUAGUAAGAGAUGACGUGAUAUUUUUUUUAGAGGACAACCCAAGCAUGUUCAGUGAAGGAGAGGGGAAGAGCUGAAUGCCACUGAAGGAGAGGGGACAGUGGUGUGGAAGGCUGCGUAGAGGGAGUUGAUGAAGGAAUUGAGUGUCUGAGGCAGUGAACAAUGCAAGGUUCGUUCUGUCUCAUUCGGUAAUAGUGGCACCCAAUAAGCCAGCAGAUGCCUAACAACGCCAGAUGCAUUAAUUCAGCACUGCGGACAACUCUAUAAUAAUGCAAAUAGCUUUCUAUAACUCUGAUGAAAACAUGUAACCUUAGAAAUAUAAUUAUGAAAUAAAGUAGAGAAUAGAAGCUAAGAUAUAAAUGUUGGUAUGAAAAUAAAUAUGGUGAGUGAUAUGUCGUCUGGAUUUCGGGACAUUUCUAUAUAAAAAGUUAUACUCAAUACGAAAAAAAAAAAAGAUUAUGCAUCACGUGAUGUACAAGAAUCGUUGCCUUGAGUUUGCACUACCGGAUGUAAACAAACCCGCCAGUCUUGUGGCACGUGAACCGGCUAGACAGUUCAGUACCUGUGUCCACCACCGCCUCAACACAUCACCGUGGACUCCUGUGGUGUAUAAUUAGGAAUACUUCACAGUCAGCUGCCGCGAUGGAUCAAUAUCAAAAUGAAGCAUUAAUAGCCGAAUUAUGUUUUGUAAACGAAAUCGAAGAAAACAACAGUGCAGUGACCAGCAGAUUACAUUUUAAUCACUGCAAACAUGGUGGCGCCAUUUUGGUGGCGUCGUAUGAAGGGGUCCCAGUACUGUGUAUGUUUGUUUCACUGUGUUACAUGAAGCAUUGUCAUCUCAGGGAAUCGUGGAAAGUGUUUUACAAGUAAGUGUGUGACAAGACGCUUGUAAAAUUUAUAUGAACUCCGUUUGACUUUCAGGUUUGUCACACCCGGCUGACGACCACCUUUAUAUUAUCUGUGUUCAGAAAUGCUUGAACUUUCACAGAAUAUAUACAUGUAAAUACUAAUUUCAUCUCUUAAUCAUUGCCUCAGAAUUACUUUAAGUACCAUAUUAAUUAUGCUGGUCAUGACAGGAAGCUGCAGACUUAUUGGUGGUCUCAUAGAGAGAUCGGAAGUUACGAUAGGCGCACAGUGGCUUGGAUCGUUCAAUUCCUGUUGAGGUGGGCGUUUGGUAUAUGACGCUGAGAAAGUGGAGAGUGGAUAGGACAUGAAAUUUGGCUGAGGAGAAUAUCUACUAAUAGUGGAAAAAAAUAUUCUUAUGGUACACUACUAAUAAUAGAUUUCGGAAGAGAAAUAUCAUCCUUUUAAGAAAAUUGUUGAAUAUAAAUUCGGUCAGCAAAAAAAAAGAAAAGGUGGAUGUUGACGGAUUCAAUCAGAAAAGACUGACCAACACAAAAGGAGCAAGGAGCAACACAAAAGCGUAUUUACGGAGAACAAUAGGAAAGACUCCAUCAGGGGCAUAAGCAUUCUGGUCAAAGCCAGAGGGGUCAUUAAAAAAAAAAAAAAAAAAACAUUACGAAGGUUUUCAGUAACAUGCAUAAUGUAGCCAGGUGAAGGAGGACCGGGCGCAGAAUUAUCUAGAGUGGAGUUGUCCACAAAAGUCUGAGAUAAUGGUUCAGCCGUAGAAAUAGAGGCGAUGGCAGUGGGGUCAUCAGGGUGACAAAGAGGAGGGAAAGGUGAAGAAAAAAAAAAUGACGUUAUUUUUGGCUCGAUGCCAGAAGUCAGGAGAAGAUGAAAUGGAUAGAUCUUGACAGUUCGUAUUGUAGAUAGAAUUUUUGACAAGUUGUAAACCACAAAAACAUAAGAAAAUAAUGAGACAACAAAUGCCAGAUACCGUACAUCACGCAGCUCCUCAGGACUUCAAAACUUACCGUCUAUUGUGUUCAGGCGUAAAUGUAUCCUGCCUUUCUUGGAACAGUCGAAUGUCUGCAUCUACUUCGUUCUUGUUAGGUCUGUCGUGGAUGCAAGGCCCUGUUUCUGAACCAACUUUUUGACCACCUCCUUUUCAAAUCUCAGUUUGCCAGCUAAAAACUACUGGUACAUGUCCUUACUUGUUCCCUAACUGAGAGAACCUGUUUUGGGUCUCCUUUCAUGAAUCCCCUAAUGAGUCAAAUACCAUAUCACCGCGCGUAUUACGCCAAGCCAAUGAGUGCAGCUAAAGAUGUUUUACCUUAUCCCGGUGGAGUAAUUUUUCAGUCCCUGGAUCAUCCUAGCAAUCUUUCUGUGCACAAACUUGAGCCUGUCUACAAGUAGGUCUUUUAAAUGUUAAGUGUGCCGGCGGCUGAUGUGUCUCCUCGAAUAUCUAUUUGUGCUGGAGAUGAAACAAGGUUCACCAAAGUGUACCAGAGCCUGUGCUCAGCGGUCCGGCACUUAUUGUGAUGAGUAGGUAAUGGCGAUAUUGCGGUGUGAAGUAAAGAUGCAUCAGAUGUCAGAAUUAAGAGAUCUGCGGAUGUGGAUGUGUAUGCAGAUGUCAUUUCUACAUAUUUUGUGAAUGCGGAUAUGAAAUUAUGUCAUCCUCACGGAUGUGGAUGCAGUUGUAUACAGGAAUCUGGUAAAGAACUGUAAAGAACUGUAAAGAACCAAUUAUUGCCGAAUGGCCGCUGCGAUAAAUGCUCAGCGUUGCCAGUUCAUAUUUUUCUGUCUUAUUUUUGUAUAAUUACACAAUAUAUGUAAUGUUAAGAACGAAGCGCUAAAUUUUUUCUUAUGAACUGUAAGAGAGAGUACCGUCUACAUACGCAGACAUGCAAAAUGCAGUUAUAUAUUGUUUACAUACACACACACACACACACACACACACACACACACACUCUCUCUCUCUCUCUCUCUCUCUCUCUCUCUCUCUCUCUCUCUCUCCUUGCCAGCCAAGCUGCUUCCCUUCAUGCUGUAUUACUUGUGCAGCAUUACAUGCGGUAUAGUACACAUAUACAGUGCUGUUACACAGUACAUACAUACACAGUUUUACAUAUUUACAUGAUACAUACAUUCAUAAUUUUGCCGUUCCGCAAAACUCUUGACACAUAAGGCUGUGUAAAUUUGAAAGGAAAUUAAUAAAAAGUGUAGCUUUAGUAGAUAGUUAAAUAAAUAGACAUGCAUUAAUUGAUUUUCAGCUUUGCAAGCUCUGUACUCUGUAGUCUGUAAUGUAUGACAUGUAUCCGCCACAUCCUGUUUGUGUAUGGUGUGGAUGUGGAUGCGGAUGCAGAUGUUUAAUUUACUAGAACUGCGGAUAGAGAUGUUAAAAACUUUGUGGAUGUUCCGUGGAUGGAGAUGCGGAAUGCGGACAUCCGAUACACCCUUAGUGUGAGGCGAGUGCUGGGCCGGGGAACCGCAGAGUUGUCACGCCAUCACAGCUGGCAGCUCACACCAAAGAGGGUCGAGAUUCGAGCCUCCUUGCCCUCCCACAACCGUAUCGUCCCCCAUUGCCUCUGCCACUACCGUCGACACCACCACCACCACCAGCCAUGUUCUGUCAUGCCCCAUCAACACAUCCUUCAGCUGUACAUGUCCAUCUCUUCUUCCGCGAUAUAAACCAUGUGAAGAACGAAGGACGAGAAAACUUAGUUAAAGAAACUAUUUCUAAAUCAAAGGUAUCAUACCGAUGCUAGGGCCACAUAAGUGACAUAGUAUGGGGCUUGGAACACUGAUGGCAGAUUGGUUAACUCGGUGUGCGUAUCUUGAAGCCCGCAGCCGCCAUCUUGACACUCUCCUCGGGCCUGGGUACUUCUGUACACGUGCAGACGCCAACGCGCUGAGUGGCAGUGGGAUGGAAUAAAACACUUCCAUAAGAA